Molecule: messenger RNA, 6216 nt
Organism: Synchytrium microbalum
Lineage: Eukaryota; Fungi; Chytridiomycota; Chytridiomycetes; Synchytriales; Synchytriaceae
Exons: 4
Coding region: 1-6216 (2071 amino acids)
Biological process (GO): cilium assembly; centriole elongation
Cellular component (GO): centriole; centriolar satellite
Source: RefSeq, a predicted model, not a curated record
AUGAAUUUAUCUGCAAACUCGCUCCCACCCAAACUUACAGGUCCAAUUAAAUCCAUCCUGCACUUAUGCACUGACAAACUCGUAUGGACUGAUCCACCAUCCCCAUCUCGCAGUAACAAUCAAUCACAACAAAACAUAUUGCUGCCUUCCGCACGUGUACGAGUAUCAUGGUGGGGUGAAGAUCCACCUGGUGUCGUAUUACAGCCGUCAAUCACUGGCGCCGGUGUCGUGAAAUCGCCACGGCCAUCGUCAUUGCCCAUACUUCAAUCCAGGAUACAUGGGAAUAGUGUUGCUACACCACCACCACCGAGUACAGCAGUCGCAAAAGAUACCAUAAAAUACGCUGUACGGUGUGGAAAGAAACAAUUCGCUCAAUACUUAAAAGAUAUGGGGAGCUUGAAACUACAGAUCGUGACUGGUGGACGUGUUGUUGGGAUUGCUAGUAUCAAGACCUUGAAUUCGCUUUGUGAAGAGUCGGAACAUGAUGGCAUCAAUGGGUUCUUUCCUGUUAUGUCGGUGCAGCAGAGUCCGUCGGGAGAGAUACAGACGCUGGGCAGAAAGUUGGGAGAGUUGCACGUUGUUGUUUCGUUGGAGGCUGUGUCGGGUUCGAUGAUUAGCGCUGGUAGUAGUAGUCAUAGCUUGCCGCAGGUGGCUCCACGUCAGGAAAUGGAUUUGGCGGAUAUGGUCGUUGAGUCAAGGCAACCGCCUUUAGUGAAUGCUUCUAAAGUUGAAGUUACGAGGAUGGAUACGCCUGCAAGUGGGGUUGUGGAUGCGGAGAAGCUGGAUAGUUUCAUGAAGGAUUCAUCACUGAGCGAUAUACAGCUUCCACAAUUACCUGAUCUAGACACAUCUGUCGAUCUUGUAGCAGCGGGAAACACCACUACAGACUCCGUCCAACGUGACUUUGAAAUAGAAUCGUAUCAAGAAAGUGACGAUUACACAUCAUCAGAUCCACUUGAUGUCGAAGACGACGUCAUCAUAGAAGCAAUAAAUUCACGUGCCGGACGGUCACUGCUUGAUCGCCGGCUAUUAAACUCUCGGUCGAACGAUAUGGUUGAUAUUCAUGACGGGAGUAUAGAAGAUCGUGAUGAUGAGGACGAUGAGGAAGUGUUGCAAGGACUGGAUCUUGAUGAUUUGUAUAGUGAGGAUGAUAUUACGCCUAAACAGCUAGCCAAGGAGGUUGUGGCAAAGCCGGUAGCGCAAGUGCAGCCACAGGAGCCGCCGAUACAUAGUGGUAUACCGUUGUCGAUAGAUACAUUGACUUCGUUGGGUCGAGUAACAACGGCCGUGAUUCAUAUCGCCAGGCUUGAAUUGUUACCGUCUGUCUUGUCACCGUUGACUACCCACUAUAAUAUAAAUGUAACUCUGCCAUCAUCUACGCCGCCAACUGUAUUACUACCUCCAAAUGAUGACAAUAUGGUAACUGCACCUGCUCCGCCACGGUUAGGAUCAUACAGACCCUCCACCGCUAUUAACGCUAAGCCACCAACACCUGUAACUGUAUUGUUUGAUCGCACUCUGAAACUACCCAUCCGGUUUGAUGAAACGAGUAUCAAGACAUGGAUGGCAAGGCCGUUACAACUCAAACUCGAAGCUUCACAAUCGUUUUCUCGAGCUUCUGAAAUAAAGAGAACGCGACGUGUGUGGUCUGGUACCGGGUUGAUUGCUGGUAAAGUUGUUUUGGAGGCUAUGAGGAAUAGAUGGAGUGGUCCGGUCAAGAUAUGGACUGAUAUUAGUGAUUCAGCUGCAGUAGUAGGAGGAAGUGGUAAAAAGGCAGUACGAGCCAGACGUGAAAUUGGCGAUAUGAUUCUGGACGUGUCGCUAGUGGAAGAGUUUGUUGGGCAUUCUAGUUAUAAUUCUAAUCCAAAACCAGCCGUUACGUUUGCUGCCACUACGCCCCCACCCUCUAGUCCACGCCAACAACCAGCCGCUAGUAUCGAAAACGCCAGUAUAGCUGCACCACCGAUAUCGCCUGCUAUAGUAUUACCACCACCACCACAAUACUUUUAUUUCCGUGUCAGCACUGCACGUGCUUUGGCUGUCUUGCCACCUGUUCCUGGGAGCACGACAUUACUUUCUGUAUCUGUCAGACUGUUUACGCCAGGUCCACCUAUUGAGAGUGCACCUGUUCAGUAUCGGGCGCCGUUUGAUUUAAGCACUGGAAAGGUUGGAGAGCCUACUGAUUUUGCAUUUGUUUAUACGGUGCCAGUCGCGGCCACACCAGAAUUCUUCUCAAAACAUUACAACAAGCCACUGAUACUCGAAGUAUGGGCUAUGGAAACAGCACAUGAUGAAGGACCACGAUUAUUAGGACUAGUCAAACUCCCACUACAUGCACUCUUGGCUGCCGCAGAAGCACGUCUUCUUGGUCCCAACAAUUCAUCACAAGAAGCUGUAAUGGUGCCUGAUGCAGAGUAUGCUCUGAUUGAUCCAUUCACGGGAAGUGGGAAAGGAUGGGUUAAAUCCUUUUUGGCAUUUGGAUCUUGGGCUGAGAUAUGUAGAGUUAGGAAGGGACUUGAUGAUGAUAAUGAGGGGUAUAAGGCACGGCUUGCCGAGAAGCGGGAGGCCAAGGCGCGAAAAAAUCAGGCUGCUGAAGCGUCUAGAGUUGAAGAGGCGAAGAAAGCCGCGGACGCAGCUAAGCUCAAGAGCAAUAGUGCCGAAAUUAGUCUUGAAGUAACCGUACAUCGAGCUUGUGGACUCAAACCACUAGUAGCAUCUGCAGCAUCACAAACUUCUCAAGGCACCUACGGACCAUUAGAUCAUGCCUUGGAAGUUGGAGCAAGUCCAUACGUAGCGAUGUAUGUAUUCGCACCCGAUAAUCGACCACGACAUAACGAUGCUCUAGAUGAUGCCACCACUUUAAUACGAACCCGGACUCUGGCGUCAACGUUUACGCCAGACUAUGAACAAACUGUAAUUGUUGGGUUGAAGGGACUAGAUUAUGAUAUCGGAGAGUGGAUUAUGAAGGGUGGUGAGCUUUAUGGUGAGAUACGGCAUCAUAUGUCUGGGACACUGGAAACGGAUGUUUUGCUUGGUACAUUCUCUGUCCCGUUGGUGAAUGUGCUUACGAGAUCAUAUGGGAUCUCGCAAGUUUGGCUGCCAGUGAUUGAUGCGUCUGGUGGUAGCACUCCGGCAGCCGUGCAGGUAUCUGUUAAAGCGCCCAAUCUAGAAGAUCAAGUUAUGGGUGGGCUGGUUGGAACACCGUCUAGCGAACAAACAGAUUUAAGAGCACGUCUAAAACUACAGAUUGGUGAAAUAAUAUUGCCGAAUCGGGAAGUUGAUGUCUUGGAUUGGAUGCGUACUAGCCAGAACAGUAUCUUGGAUCCUGUUGAAGAGGGGAUCUGGUUGCGCUGGCGACCACACCAUGUCGGAGCAUGGCAGGAAUCUGCGAUACAUUAUAUAUCAGACCGAUCUUCGCCGCUUGAUUUGGGGUAUCAUGGGUUUUUGGACGUUGAAGUUAAUCCAACUGAAUUACAAUUGUUGGAUGUUGAGGUGUGGAGUCAGCCUGCUGGUACUCCAAAAGACUCAGAAAUUGUUGGGUCUGCCGUUGUUGAUUGGACGUCUAUGGUCGACUCAUUACGACGUGCACGACGACGCUCGAAUAGUGUAGAGACUACAGUCGCUAAACUAGAUCAGGAUGCCAUGCUAAUACAUCCUCAAAAAGCCAAUUUAGGUGGUGCGCAACUUGAUCUACAUGUUGAGUUGCAAGCAUUGAAACCUGUAGUGAUGAAUAAUGUGUUUGGAUUGACUUCUCCUAUACCGCAACCGAUACCGGCUCCACAUCCAAUGGCUGUUAAGCCCGUGCCCGUAAUAGUUAAUCCAGUGGCUACUGUACCAAUCCAUGUAUCUAUAUUCCGUGCACAGCAUAUCCCGGCAGUGCCCGAUCUGUUAUCUGUCGAAUCACCGUUUGCUGAUCCGGGGACGACGCAGAUGUCUGCUCCGCAUGUGUAUGUGACGUUUACGUGGCCGCAGCAACAGGGUGUAUCUGUAGGACAGCAGACGUUCAAGACUCCCAUAGCACGACCAGGUGGCAGUCCGAUCUGGGAAGUUGAUUUUGUAGUGUAUGCGGAAAGGACGUUGAAUGCGCUGUCUGCUUUACGUGGUACGCCACGUAGUGUACUUGAUGUGCAUGUGUGGCAUAGUAUAAAGACAAACCGUAUAUCAACGGCAGAUGAUGAUGCAAUCAAGAUUGGAACUGCACGGGUUGAUCUAAGUGCUCUUGUUAGCGGUGUACGUGAAUUACAUGGAUGGUAUGCUAUUCAGCGGCAAGAAGACGUGAAUGGGACAACGUGUGGUGAAUUGCUCGUACGUGUUCGACCAAGUGAGGAUUUGACAGUGUUGAUGAAAGAGCUUGGUGGAUCACCGUCUAGACGUGAUGACGUACUAGUAUCGCCUGAUCGCAACACGCCGCCGGUUUUACUGCCUACUAAAGGUGUUACUGUUAUUGUGCCGUCGCCGGAUCGCCAGAAUGGUGAUAAAGGCACCGUGGCGGCUGCCGCUGCUGCUUCUGCUGGACAAGUAGAUAGUGGCAAUAGUCAGACGGUCGAUACGUGGGUGUGGAAUGGAUCUGCUUGGGAACAUAAACGAGUUGAAGUUUCGGGGACUUCUGCUGUUGUGCUUCCGACAGAUGUAGUUAAAACUGAUCAAGAUCCUCGUGGUGGGCUGAGGAAGGCGUUAGAUGGUGUUGAAGAGGUUGGGAGGAGGAUUCGACAGCGGUUGGGAACUGAACCGAAGGAGUCAGUAGCUGUUGGUAAAAAUGUAGUACAGCAGCCUAAUGUCACUGAAUUUGUGGCAUUGCCUGGUGCUCCUGAAGUGUUGUGUCUACCAAAUGAAGUCAGGCAUCGGCCAAAGACGCCACAAGAAGUUUAUGAUGAUGGGAUGGUGAUUCCACCUAGGCCAAAGACUCCAAUCGUUGACAGACCGAUAACUCCUACUGUUGACUUACCACCUAGACCGAUAACGCCAGCUGUUGAUUUGCCACCUAGACCAGUAACUCCCGCUGUUGAUUUGCCACCUAGACCCAAAACACCGUCUAGUAGUAUAGCACCACGAUCAAAGACACCAAUUACUCAUAACAAAUCACCUAGACCAACAACACCAAAACUGUUGAAAGCUCCAGUUAUAUUACCUCCCAGACCACAAACUCCAUCUACAUUUACACCACAGUCACCGAUAAAUCUACCACCUCGUCCGCGCUCCACAUCCCCAACUAGCGGCUCUUGGAGACACCAUCAUCAUAAUCUCUUGCUGCUCAAACCAAUGGCUCAAUCAAUGCCACCUAGACCAACGUCAGCAUCUAUGCAAGCAUCUAGUCCGAUUCCCCCACGGCCGAAAUCACCGUCUAGGAAUGUAGUGUCGUUGUCGCCUGCAUUGUCGCCGACAAGUAGAUAUAUUCCUGCUGUCUCUACCGGUGCAUCUCCCAUACAAGCUUCUCGAGAGGUAUCUAGACCACGGACACCACAAUCACCGGAAUGGUUUACAACUUCCCGGUUUGGACGUGAUACGCCGAUUGUGAAUUCUAAACUUGCGUCAUUGUCGUCGUCCAACUUAAAGGAUUCUGGAGUUAGUCCUGAACGACAUGGUGUUGAAGUUUUUGAGUUGGAUGAGCUCUCUGUAUUGUCUGGCUGGGCAGAUAGAUCUGCUACCAAUAUAGAACCUCCACGACGGUUGUCUGUCGACGACGCCGAAGGAGAACAGGACGAAGAAGAAGACGCUCAUGUCGCGACUGCAAACAUCCUAGAACAGCUACAUCAACUCAGACAGCAGACCGAUGUAGCACUAGGUCGCAUGCCAUCACCACGUAUCCCAUCAACUAUUGAUGAUGAUGAUAACGAUGUUGAAAGUGAAUCUGAUCCAACUGAAGCGUUUGACGAUGUCGAUAUUGGACUUGGUAAUCAAGAAGAAGAGUACAACCAGCUGGACGAUUUAGAUAACGACGAGAUGGAAGAAGAAGGUACAACUACUGGUGACGAUAGUGACGAUUAUAUUGUUGCGUUUCGUAGAAUAGGUCAAAAACCAAGUGUGUUUGAAUCUAGACCGCCACUUGCUGCUCUAUCGUCUAGUAUGCAUUGGGCGAGGUGGAAGGAUGAUAAGGAGUUGGAAUCGCUGCCGCUACCGAAUGUUGGUGGUAGCAGUAGUGGUGGGAAUACUGGUGGUGAGAAAAAGGAUGGGGAUGCUGCGAGAGUAUCGCGUAUGGCGAGGAUUCUGUUUGAGUGA